This is a messenger RNA of Zerene cesonia (dogface butterfly), 1120 nucleotides long. RefSeq lists its product as uncharacterized. Lineage: Eukaryota; Metazoa; Arthropoda; Insecta; Lepidoptera; Pieridae. The record is from RefSeq and is a predicted model, not a curated record. Bases 1 to 1002 code for a protein of 333 amino acids. The transcript is spliced from 3 exons.
AUGGCGCGAAGAGAACUCGUGUCAGCGAAGAUGCUAUUCAACACAACAGAUGACAUCAUAAAGGACACCAACAGACGCAUAGCAGCUGUUGCCUACAUCAGGAAGAAGAUCAGGCAUUCAGCGCCCUUCGAAGCCGGCUUCGUGGCUUGCGUAAUCCAGGAGAAGUACAGACGGAUGGUAGACAAGUACAACGUGAGCCAUUACAUGAAGAAACGCCUGUACACAAUGGAGCUGAUCAUGUACCUGGAGGAAAUAGAACACCAUUACUGGGAAAUAGAUCACUUGUACGGUAUGUUCCACGAAAUUGAGAGGAAGUUUCAUGUGCAAGAGAGAAAGGAGAUAAACGACUAUGUCGAGACAACCAGCGAAGGUUGGAGGAGCACUGGGUCUGGGAAGAAACGCAAAUCAACGUCGUACAGACCGCCGAAACCUAAAAAAACUAGGAAGAGAGAUAAAGAAUAUGUAUAUGAAAAACUGUUGGGAAUUGAUCUCCACGCAUACCUACCAAACCUAUCACCACCGAAAAACCGUAUCAUCAAGGACCUAUCCUGGCCAUCGAAACUAAAGAUUCUAAGGGAUAACCUUGAAAAUAGAAGAGUAGGUCUUCAAUAUUUGCGUCAAGGUUCAGAGAAACCGAAGUCGGAAGAUUCUAAUAUGAAGAUGAAGUUAUUCCGGCUCAUGUAUGAGACAGUAAGAGAUAGUGACUUGAAAGUGAGAAGGGCAGAGUUGAUAAGAGGGCAUUAUAUCAAUUCUUCAGCGUUUGAUAUGGGUUUCAUCAUUGGAGACAUAACAGACAAAUACAAUAUCAUGACAGACAUCUCGCUGACAUUAAAACGCCUCUACCACGAGUGGAAACCAAUGGAGCACAUUAACGCGUACGAGCAGAUUGCGAAUAAGGCGAUCGAAAUCACGAACCUGAUAGACAUGAUUAGAAUCAUUGAGAAGAAGGCGCUGUCAAAGCCGGCUACUGAUGUACGGAGUAAGAAGACCUAUCGCUUGUGAGAGGCCUGCGUUAAACUGGAAUUAUAUAGAUUGAUCUGGAAUAAACUGGAUUUUUCUGGAUUUAUCUGUAAUAAUCUGAAUUGAUCUAAAUUUACAUGGAUGAUUGAAAUUUAUUACA